This is a messenger RNA of Anguilla rostrata (American eel), 6960 nucleotides long. RefSeq names its product zinc finger protein 804B. Bases 2196 to 5948 code for a protein of 1250 amino acids. NCBI's taxonomy places the organism in Eukaryota, Metazoa, Chordata, Actinopteri, Anguilliformes, Anguillidae. The record is from RefSeq and is a predicted model, not a curated record. The transcript is spliced from 4 exons. Gene Ontology annotation, cellular component: nucleus.
AGUUAUGCGCCUUUUUGUGAUACCCCACGCCCAUCGUCACGCCCCCUCUUGGUCAAUCGGCCUGAAAGUUACUCAGCUCAACCUUCGGUCAUGACCAACUUCCAUGCCAAAUUUCAGCCUCCUGGGGCGAAAACUGUGGCCGCUACGGGGUGGGACACUUUUGCGGACUAACCGACCAACCAACCGACCGACCGACUGACCGAGCUAUAGAGCUGCGGUCGCAGCUAAAAAGCAUCGGAGUAUGACAUACAGCAUUUGAGGCAAACUGAAAAAGUCGGCCUGCCAUCCCGAAGCAGCGUUAGCGCAAUUCUUAUGAGUGCUUUCAGUUGAAGCAGCGGAGGGUCGUUUCAGAACCUGUGUGCGGACAGCGCUGUAGUGAAUUCGGCCGAAUACAAAACAAGAGAAAAUAGGUAGGCUACAGUGCUUGUUACAAAACUGUGCCUCUGUUCAGCAUGGCAAUUUUAUGUUAUAACGUGGUGAUAACACAGUACUUUGCAUUCCCGCUGUAGACUACUCGUUUUUAAGGACCCAGCGUUAAACAUUUGGUUACUUACCACCAUAGUGUAGAACAUGUAUGGUUUUAAUGCCAAGCUGGGAACCAGUGUUGGUUUGGGAACCAGGGUACUUGGUUGAAACAAAAACCUGCGUACAUACUGACCCUCCAGGACUGGAAAUGCCCACCCCUGGUGUAAAACUUUAUAUCUUAUUUAAACACCAUAUAUUUCUGGACAUACAUUCCAGCGGUUGGUUGUCACACUUAUAAACAUAAAUAUACCAGCUAAUGAAAAGAUUUCAAGUGCCUAAAAACUGCUGACCAUAUACAACAGCUCAUAAAUACAUGUUUCUCCCAGAUCUGACAAAGCAAUAUCCCUGUAACACAGAGAGCACUGAAAUUACUGAAAACGAGUAUGGUAAAUGUAAAAUUAAGCAACAUCUAUAGUGCCUUAUAUUUAGAAACACUACAGUUAAGACAUGAGUUGACAGGAGGGAGGUGAAAGUUUAUAAAAUACGACAUAAUUUCCAAUGAAAUGGGCGUUGUGUUUCGAACAUUAGCUGUCAAUAUAAAGCAAGUUUGUCUUCAUCACUAGCGAGGUUACACUUCCUUUGUCAAUACGGCUGCUGCCUGCAGAAAGCUCCACACGACAGUCCUAUUUUGAAAGCCUGAACGGAUUCAAUCCAAAUGCAGAUUUCUGUCAUUCUUGACUGUUCUCUUUACAUAUAAAAUCCUGUCCUAUGUAACUCCAGGAGAAUGGAUGGGCAGAUUGUUAGUUAUGCUUCCUAAUCAUUCAGACACUUCGUUGGAGGUUGGAUUGAUCUCGUUUUGUACGCUGGGACUGAGGCUGAAGCAGUGGGCAUGAGGUUGUGCUGCGAGAAGGCGGGUAGUGACACAGACCAGGCUCCGAGGAAACUGCACGAGGCAAACACACAAGUGGACAGUAUAGACGCUCUAAAGUCGGUCAGUAAGUAGCCUAUACGCGCGUGGAAACGAAGCUGCUUAUACGACGAGACACGUAAACUGAAACAUAUCCAUUUCAAAAGUGGAUACCUCCGCGGUUCCCUCCGAAACCGCCCGUUCUAAAUAAACUGAAAAGUGCGAACUUCUGGAUAAUCAUUUGUAAGGGAAUUACCGCACACCAAAAUGGACGUUUGAUGAUUUUUUUUUCUCUCGGCCGAGGCAUCUGCUUUUAGUCAAGGCAAAAAAAUAUAUUAUCCUGUUGGAUUUAAAUGCAGAGGAAUUGACUCUCAGAAUGAUUGUCAUACUCAUUAUUUUAAAGCAUACCACGCAAAUCUAUACUGACGGUGCGCUAUCUAUGUGAAAUUGUGACGAAGUACUGAACAUUGCCACAGCAGUCAGAAGGGAUUAAUUGCUUGAGCGCAUAAAACAGUGGUUUUCCCUGGUUCCUGGCGCGCGAACGGAUUUGUAUUUUAAUGCAACGGCACAAAAAUCAACUAUCGCAACUAUUACACGUGCUGAUGCGCACACUGACUGUGUCGUUGACUCGUUUUAGAGGGUUCACUACGUCCUGUGCUGUCAGCGACAGUGGGUGUCUGUUGUGAAAACGGAGAGUCGCAAACCAGGUGAAAAGGCAUCGCGCUACACAGUUAUACACAGAGGUUUCUGCCAGGGAUCUGUUCUUGGCUGCCAAUAACCCAAGCUCGAGUCGAAUCUCUACAUAUGGGACUCGCUGGACCGUAUGGCGUGCUACUAUCUUGUCAUCAGCUCUACGCACCUCAGCAAUGGCCAUUUCCGAAACAUUAAGGGAGUUUUCAGGGGUCCUCUCUGCAAGACCACCGGGAAUGAAUCGCCGGAUUAUGCAGAGAAAGAGAAAGCUAUAGCCAAGGCUCUGGAAGACCUGAAGGCUAAUUUCUACUGUGAAUUAUGUGACAAACAGUACCACAAGCACCAGGAGUUUGACAACCACAUAAAUUCCUAUGACCACGCUCACAAGCAGAGACUGAAGGAGCUGAAGCAGCGGGAGUUUGCACGGAACGUGGCGUCCAAGACCUGGAAAGAUGAGAGGAAGCAGGAACGCGCUCUCCGCCGCCUCCACCAGCUGGCCGAGCAGAGGCAGCAGUCUGACUGUGGUCCAGGAAGCGGUCCAAAGUUCAGAACCACAACAGUCUCAGCUAAAGCCCAGCAUCAGGAUAAGGUGGUGCCAGAGAUGGACCAUGGCGUCGAACAUCGGCCCAUUCCUGGGGGCGUCUCCAAAGACAUGGCCUACAGGUGCCCACCGGAGCUGCCCACCCACCGAGAGCAGCCCCACAGCCGCAAGAGGCCCUCGCAGUCGGCCUGUGACUACAGCCACCAACGCGUAGGCGUGUCCUUCUGCUUCUCGAGGAAAGCCCAGCUGAAGCUGGAGUCCUCUGCCUCUGUCUUCAGUGAUGGCAUUGAGGAGGCCAGUGACAGGGAGGAGCUCCAGAGACAGAGGGCCAGACAGACGCUGGAGGCCCUCUGGUCCCGUACGCCCUCUCCAGGGGAGCUGGCAGCGGACAGCGGUGAAGAUGAGGAGCACAAAGAGGCAGGAGUUGAGACCGAGCAGCAGGAUGGGCAGAAAGGCACUGAAUCCUGCCAGCACAACGGCAACACCGUAUGUGGAGCAGCAGAUGAACCAGGGCGUCCAGACAUGGCUUCCCACAGCUCUCUUGAUGACAAGUGCUUCGGUGACAUGCCAAGAGAGUCCAACCACAGGCCUGGGCUAGAGGGAGAAUCUAAUGAGAGCAAGAUGAGCUGCUUUUUUGCUCCAAAAGCCAGCAUAUCAACCACAAGUCAAUCAGCUGAGGCAGAUUUGGGCCAAGUCCAAAGACAGGAAUCUAUUUGGCUUCAGCGAGGCAUAGAAACAAUCAGCAGUUCAGAGAAUGUGAGAAUGGAGGAAGGGCGGUUCCCUCUACAGAAAGUCUAUGACGUGGCAGAUGGAAAGCAGGUCAGAAAUCAUGUUUCUUUCUUAAACGUCCUCAGCAAAGAUGGAGAGACAAUGUUGAAGUGGCCCACAGAACUCCUGGUGCACACAAAGUCCAAGCCCAGCAUCUCAUACAGCUGUAAUCCUCUUUAUUUCAAUUUCAAACACUCCAGGAACAAACACAAAUCGAACAAAAGCACACAAGCAGCAGGCCCAGAUCACUCUACUGCGGAUGAUGAUGUGAGGGAGGGUGAAGGCAGAUGGUCAACCCAUGUCCGUCAAGUACGAAAUAAAUUAGGUGCUCCAAAGCCAAAGAGAACCAAAUGUCACAAAGCUAAGAAAACUCGAAAUCUUCAGUCAAAACCUAUUGGUGAGCUGGACACUAGUUGUAUAUACAACACAAAAUCUGGGGGAGCACUUGAAUGCACACACCCAAAUGCACUUCAAAAUAAUAAAUGUGCAAACUUGAAGAGGAACAGAAUCGGCAAGAGAAAAAGGUCUUUAAAGGAUAAUGCCUCCAAUUACAGUGAUGUGGCAGAACGCAGUUUGAAGAGUGUUAUUAGCCCACUUUACACUUUGCUGAGUAAAAAGAAAAGGCGAAAGUCCCUCAUUCUGGUUGCGCCAAACCUUACUGAGGAGUUCUCUCCCUGUUCCUCCCCCUUGGCAGUGAAGGAAGACUAUUUAGCUUAUCACUGGGGUGCAAGGUAUUCCAAAAGAGGACACAGUGCUACUUCCAUCAGUGAGAAGUCCGGUUCCUGCAGUAGUUUCUCUGAUCUGAAUUCAGACAGUGAGGGGGCUUCCUACAGGUGUGAGAGGCACCCACCCUUCUCUGGGUCAAAAUAUAGGCCAUUUCUGAGGAGAGACUCCGGAUGCUCACAGACCCACGGGCAUAAGCCCGGUCAGGGUGGGAUAUGUUCCAGUAGGAGGCCAAUGGAGGAGGGGUCUGCUAGUGAACGAAAGGACACCAGUGCCGAUGGAACCAAAAACCCCCCCAGGGCCUCAGAGUGGUCUAGUGUUGAGACAGAGGGCCUGCGCAGGUGGAGCCGGGAUGGGAAACUGAGCAGGAAACAAGGACUCAUUGGGCAGCACAGCACCAGCUCCUACAAGAGCAGCAGCAGCACCUUUGACAUUAGCUACGAAGGGACCAGUGGCACUGCUAAAAGAGCCCACAGCCUCAGUCGGUCUCGGUCCAGGUCCAGGUCCCGGUCCAGGUCCAGGUACAGGCUCCAUAGGUUCGGCAUGGUGACCACAGACAAUAGGCUUCACGAGACCGAGUCCCAUUCUGUCUCCAGAGACAGGCUCUAUUAUUACAGACCCCCAUCCAUCACAGCUGCAAGGACAGUGAAGGGCAUCAGAGAUCAGACUGUCCUGCAGAGCAUCAGCAAAAAGAGAGCAGGCACUCCUCCAAACAUCAAUGCCUCCCAUCGACCCGAGGAGCGGUUUCCAGGUGACAAAAACUUUUCUGGGAGAAAAAUCAACAGCAGUUUGUCUCUACCGCUGAUAGGGAAGUUUCCCGCUGUCAGAAAAACCGCUAAGAAGGGAGAGAGUAGCAAGAUUCAGAGUAACCUCUGCAAUGGGCAAGGAGGUGUGACCAGCGGCACAGACAGUCUAGGGGGCACAUGCUGCCCUGGACCCCACCCCCUGGCACCUGGAAACUCAGUCCUCCUCCCCCUGUCCUCACAGAGACUAAAAGAAAGACCUGAAGUCAUGAGGACUGACAGGCAUUUGCCACAACCCAGUGGAACAGGUGAACUCAGUCAGUUGCCUGAGGUGUUUUCAUCUGAGGCAAACAUCCUCUCCAUUUAUUCAGCAGAAAGUGAGAAAACAGACACUGCACACCAUCGCCAGGGGCAAGAGUCCUGGAAGUCGGCAUUUGACACCAGUAUGGAUUGCAUAGAGGAGUCCGAAAGCCUGGCAGAGCGGGCACAGAAGUGCUUCUCCCCACCUCUGACAGAGCAGCCAAUCACAUUCACCCCAGAGGAGAUUGACAAAUAUAGGCACCUGCAGCUUCAGGCCCGACAGCACAUGCAGCAGCAGCUGCUCGUGAAGCAGGUGAAGAUGAUCCCAGAGACCCCACUUGAGGAGUCCAGCCUGAGCCCUGCCUCCCAUCCAAACCCCAACCUUAUGCCCACGUUGCAGCCCGUCCCCCUCCAGCAAGCAGGCCCAAGCCUCCAGCACGCACUCCUGCAUCACAGGGCCCUCGCGGCCUUCGCCUCCUCCCUCCACCCACACUCUGCCCAUCAGCGCUUGGCCCACCACCUCCACCCAAUCCCCCAGCCCCACUUCACACCCAUCUCAAUCUCCCACAUGGCAUCGACAGCUGUCCUCCCUGCUCACCCUCCUGCCUUGCUGGCAGGCCACCCACUCCACUUUAUCCCUGCCUCCGCCUUUCACCCUGCCCAUCUGGCCCUUCACCCACUGCCUCCUGGCUCCCUACUCCCGACCUUGCUCGCUCCUGCCACUACCACCUCUACUCUGCACCUCCGCCCCCUCCUCCACCCACUUUUCCCUGGACAGGACUUGCAGCCCCACUCUGGCCCCAACAGUUAGGGGGGGGGGGGGUCUGUGUUCUCCUCAUGAAAUAGGCCCUGGGAUGAACACUUCAUUAGAGAAAUGCAUUGUCUGGCAAUUGACUACCCCUCAAGAAAAUUUUGACAGUUAUGUGGUAUCAAUCGUUUUACUGAGCCAAAGCUUUUUUGUUGUUUAUUUGUGUGUGUGUGUGUGUGUGUGUGUGUGUGUAUGUAUGCGUGUGUGUGUGUGUGUGUGUGUGUGUUUGAGCCAAUUUGUAAAAACUUUGCAAAUUGAGUGCAGCUGCAGGUGUUGGAUCUUGAAAUCCUCAGCUGGCUAUGAUGGUUACAAAUUUACAGAUUUAUUUUGCCUCUACAAAACCAAGUGUAUUAUAAGGCAUAUAAAUGUUUUAUUUAUCAAUUUAUAUCGGUUUGUGAAGAAAAAAAAGGUUUUUAAUCCACGCUGUAUGUCAGACAACACUACAACAACCUUGACUACUGUUCACUUUUUUCGUUUACACAGUUUUAACAUUUUGGUACCUCAAAGGUAUGGAAAAAACUGCAUUAAUGCUAUAGCUAUGGUUCAGGAAACCAUUUCUGAAUUCUGAAGUUUGUAAGAAACAAAUUACAAAACAAAUAGGAAAUAUACUGACAGGGCACGGCAGAAAUGACUUUCCCACAGUUAAUUGGUGUCCUAAAAGUUAGUUAAAAGCCAAGAGCAAGUUGGAUCAUAAAUGCAGCAUGCAAUUUUACUAUUGUCCUGUUAUCUGAAUGUGACAUGUUUGUACUGUAAGUUAUAGGCUGAAGAAAGAUGUAUCAUUUUAUUAGACGGUAUGUAAAAAUUGCAACCUUUUGUAAUGUAAUGUAAAAUACUGUUGAGCAGUCAGCAAGUCUAAAUACUGAUUUAAACACAGAUAUGCUGCUUUUUAGGGACUCCCACAUAGGGGAAUGUAGUAAAAUGCAAUAAUAUUUUUCAAUAUUUAAAGUACAAGACCUUGAAUUGUAUUUAUGUACUGUACUUUGUAAUAUAAAUAAAAAUGGUGAGGUGCACAAUA